Messenger RNA from Sebastes umbrosus (honeycomb rockfish), 2238 nucleotides. It is a transcript of the gene ccna2, whose product is annotated as cyclin A2. The transcript is spliced from 8 exons. Gene Ontology annotation, biological process: regulation of cyclin-dependent protein serine/threonine kinase activity; mitotic cell cycle phase transition. Gene Ontology annotation, cellular component: cyclin A2-CDK2 complex; cytoplasm; nucleus. The record is from RefSeq and is a predicted model, not a curated record. Gene Ontology annotation, molecular function: cyclin-dependent protein serine/threonine kinase regulator activity. NCBI's taxonomy places the organism in Eukaryota, Metazoa, Chordata, Actinopteri, Perciformes, Sebastidae. Bases 374 to 1687 code for a protein of 437 amino acids.
GGUCCGUUUCAAUCCUCGCGGGCUACUUGAACUGAGAGAAAGCAGCUCCUCUUCUCUGCAUGUUUCUGUUGUGCUCAUGGACCGAGGAGGUUUAGCUUUGCUGCAAGGUUGGUAGUCAAUUCAGGAACUCUAGAGCAUGGCGAACACAUUGUAGACAUUGUACCGCCAUCUGCGCACAGUUAGUUUGUUGUCUGCUUUGUUUAUAUUAGCAGUUCAGAGACUGGUUGCCAUCACAACUGCUUAGUUUCGAUUGUGCUACCUCCCUCAGCUAAUGCUAGCCUCCCUAUAACCGUGCUUUUAUCAUUUAUAUAUAUAUAUUUUAUAUCUACAAGAGCUCACACCAGCUGUAGUAUCUUCUUCUUUGAGUGUAAACAUGUCAGGAGCUAACAGAGGACAGGUUGGUGAGCUCCACAGCCAAGAAAACAUGCUGUCCAGACUGAGAGGCUCGCUCAAAGCACGAGCUGCUGCUGCUUCUUCAAAUGAAAACCAAGAGAACCAUCCACCCAAACAACAAGCAGCAGCAGCCGGCAGAACCGUGCUGGGAGCCCUGCAGAACAACCAGAGGAGCAAAACCCAGACCCAGCAGCGCGGCAGCAAACAGGAGUCAUCACAGUCCCUGUCCUGCAAAAAUGAAGAUUUGGGCAAAAGCUGCACAGAGAAGCCCUCCGCCAAGCUGCCCGCUUUCCAGAUCCAUAUGGACGAGCCUGAUGGCGUCUGUACCAAGAAGCCAACUCAGGUGGUCGAAGCUGUUAAAGCCAAGUCCAUCCCAGAGAGAAUCGAUGCUGUGGCACGGCUCCGGCAGCCUCUGGCCCCCCUUGAUAUGCCAGCAGCAAUGGAUCUCAGCUUUGGGGACUCUCCCAUGGACAUGUCUGUGGUUGAAGGGGAGGAGAAACCAGUCGCUGUAAACGAGGUCCAAGAAUAUGCUGCUGAAAUCCACACAUACCUGAGGGAGAUGGAGGUAAAAACCAGGCCUAAAGCAGGCUACAUGAAGAAGCAGCCCGACAUCACCAACAGCAUGAGGGCCAUCCUGGUGGACUGGCUGGUCGAGGUCGGAGAAGAGUACAAGCUCCAGAAUGAGACCCUUUAUCUGGCUGUAAACUACAUCGAUCGCUUCCUCUCCUCCAUGUCGGUCCUGAGGGGGAAGCUUCAGCUGGUUGGCACUGCUGCCAUGCUGUUGGCUUCGAAAUUUGAAGAGAUCUACCCCCCAGAGGUGGCAGAGUUCGUUUACAUCACAGAUGACACCUACACCAAGAAGCAAGUGUUAAGAAUGGAGCAUCUGGUGCUUAAAGUGCUCUCCUUUGAUCUGGCAUCACCAACAAUCAACCAGUUUCUCACCCAGUACUUCCUCAAUCACUCAGUUAAUAAACAAGUGGAGAGCCUGUCAAUGUACCUUGGGGAGCUCAGUCUGGUUGAUUCAGAUCCCUUCUUGAAGUACCUUCCAUCACAGACGGCUGCUGCAGCCUACACCUUGGCAAACCACACAGUGACCGGUGGCUCAUGGCCCAAGUCCUUGACAGAGAUGACUGGCUACUCGCUGGAAGAUCUGAUGCCAUGUGUUGAAGAUCUGCACCAAACUUUCCUCAAUGUUGCUCAGCAUGCCCAGCAGUCUGUACGGGAGAAGUACAAGGGCCCCAAGUACUCGGAAGUUUCCCUCCUCGAUGUUCCAGCUAAAUUGCUGCUGAACUGAACUAAUUUCUCUCCCUCCCCUUAUCCAUGUAGAGUUUUGUGCCCCCUGUCAGUCUUUACAUUUUUUUUAAUGACGUGUGCCACAAUUUCAAAUGACACGGCCUGCUCUUUUUGGAGUAGUGCCAGCUGUUUAGACUUUUUAAAGGUAUUUUUAUAUACUCAAUCCUGACAUUCAUACCAGAUGCUACAGUUGUGUUGGUUAAUCAAGCAGUUUUAAUGUUGACUUUUAAUCGCAGACAAAAUGUAGAGGUCUUACUAGCAAUCUGUAAACACACUACUUCAAUCUACAGUGUUAAACUCCAGUAGACCUGUGAGAACUUACUGUUUUUCCACUUUUUUUUUUUUAAAGGUUGAGUUGAUGGCAGUUAUUGUUGCUGGUUCAUCUUGAGAAAUGCAACCUUUACUAUUGACCUCAUGGGAUACAGAUUAAGUACGUUUUGUCUGUAAUAGUCACCUGUCUCAUUACAUUGGUGUAUUGGAAGUUAACAUCUUUUCAAGGCAUCAUCUGCACUGUAAAAUAUGGCUCUUGUAAAUAAAAUUCAUUUAAAGUAA